AGCUGAGGAGCUCGGAGUCAAAGUUUCUCCCACUGAAAGGUAGACGUUGUUCUGCUUGUCAUUUGUCCUCCCUUCCUGCGAGUGGCGCUGCUCCCCCAGCGCCACCUGGCGCUACCGGAAGUGUAUGUUUGCUGACGCGGAACUGCAGUGGCGUGCGGCAGUGUUUGUACAAAGCUGCUCCAAAAGAGCCGCCCCGAUGUGCUCCGUGCAGCUUCUGCGGGUGUCGGUUCGCCAGCGGAUGAGCGCCGCGGUCGAGGAUUUCCUGCUGCGGCUGCAAAAAGAAGAAGAGGCGUCUCGACUUCCGCUGCUGAGGUCGCUGCUCACCGAGCGGCUCGCGGCCGCCGCGGACGACAUCGUGGUCCUGCUGGAGGGCGUCGUCAACGACUACGAGGUGAGGAUGAAGCAGUCCGAGUGGGAACUCUGCCGCCAGAAGAAGCUGCUGGAUGUCAAGCUGCAGAAUCCCGCAGAAUCAAGCCGGAUGCAGUCAGAGACUCCCGAGGACGUGCAGCAGGUGGUGGUGGGGAAAGAGGAGCAGGAUGAGCCGGAGCCCCCCCAGGUCAAACAGGAAGAGGACAACGUCGCCACGGCCCGCGUGAAGAGUGAGGUGGGCCAAGACGAUGAGGAGCAAGCUAAUUCCCCCCCCCACCGUGAGAGCGACAGCAGCGAUGAGGAGUGGACCCGGUCCAGUGACGAUGCGCCGCUGAAAAGUUCCCAAGCGGUUGGCGGCGGCGCAUCCACCACCUGCUCCGACUGCGGCAAAAGCUUCCUGAACGCCUUGCGCCUGAAGAGACACAAGAAGACGCACUCGGGGGAGAAACCGUACGUGUGCUCGGUGUGCGGGAAGAGCUCCCGCCAGAAAGGAGACCUGCUCAAACACAUGCGGACUCACACAGGCGAGAAGCCGUUCUCGUGCUCGGUGUGCGGGAGCAGCUUCAUCCACAGCCAGGCGCUGGUCCAACACACCAGGACGCACACGCAGGAGAAGCCCUUUAGCUGCUCCGUGUGCGGCGAGACCUUCGCUCGCAAGGACUACUUGAAGACCCACAUGAGGAGACACACAGGAGAGAAACCUUUCUCCUGUCCCUUCUGCGGGAAAAGCUUCCGGCAGAGGGUGAACAUGACAUCCCACAUGAGGGUCCACACGGGACACAAGCCGUACUCGUGCUCCAUCUGUGACAAGAGCUUCUCGGUGAAGGGCAACGUCAGGAUCCACAUGAGGACGCACACGGGGGAGAAACCCUUCAGCUGCAGCGUUUGUGACAAAGGCUUCACUCAGAAGGUCAACCUGCUGAGUCACAAGUGUACCGGAAGUGCGCCGCCCGACCAAUGUACUGUAUUGUGUAUUUAUGUGUUGCCGUCAGACGUCUUCAAGGUGAUUGUAGGUGCAGAGCCCCGGCUGGAGACUCCCCGCAUCAAACAGGAGGACAUCACCAAGGUCCCGGUGGACGGUGUAGAUGAAGAUGGUCCGGGCGAGGCUGAUGGAGACUGCCGUGGUGGAGCACGAGCAGGUUUACUAGUUCAGACAGCACGCGACACUUCCACCACCUGCUCGCAGUGUGGAAAGACCUUUUAUUCCAAGUCCAACCUGAACUUGCACAAGAAGAUCCACACAGGAGAGAAGCCGUUCAGCUGCUCGCUCUGCGGGAAGAGGUUCUCCCGGAAGGAGAACAUGAGCCGACACGUGAGCACUCACAGCGGCCUGAAACCUUUCAGCUGCUCCGUGUGCGGCUCCUCCUUUACUCAGAACGACAGCCUGUUACGACACAUGGCCACGCACGAGCGCGCCAAAUCCUUCGUGUGCUCCGUGUGCGCCAAGGCCUUCUACGACCAGUACCACCUUAGGCGCCACAUGGAGGUGCACAGCCAGGAGAAACCUUUCAGCUGCUCACUUUGUACCAGAACCUUCCGGCACCGCUCGGCUGUGGACGCACACUUGCGCACGCACACGGGAGAAAAACCUUUCAGCUGCUCGAGCUGCGACGCCAGCUUCACGCGCCAUCCGGCGCUGCUGCAGCACAUGAAGAAGCACUCGGGCAUCAAGCCCUUUGCCUGCCUGGUGUGCCAGCGCCGCUUCACGCUGCGCCACACGCUGGAGCAGCACGUGAGGACGCACACGCAGGAGAAACCCUACGACUGCUCACUCUGUGGGAAGAGCUUCUCUAGAAAGGGCGGCCUCAGCACACACAUGGUGACCCACACGGGUGAGAAGCCGUUUCACUGCAGCGUCUGCGACAGCGCCUUCUCCUGGAGCUCACAGCUGAAAAGACACAAGUGUGCUGGCCAGCAGGCGUCCUCAUGCUAAAACGUGUACCGGCGCAGGAUCCAGCAGUCGGCACAAAGUAGAAGAAGAACUUCUUCUUGGAAUUACAACUUUUACUUUGAAGUGGUCUCGUGGACAAGUUGGAAACACCUGGAAAAUAAAAAGACAGUGUUCUUCAUUGUCAACGGAAGCUUUCCCGGUGGUAGAAGAGGAGAAGAUGAAGCUCAGAAGUUGGGCUUGUGCUUCUUGACCUCCACCAUGAGGUGGUGCAGGUUGAUGAGCUCGGAGCGGACUGGCAGGCUCCGGAACGUGGGCUGGUUGAGGAUCUUAUGGAAGCCGUGGUAGUACUGGAUGAGCUGGGUGAGGGCGCCCUGUGGGCAGAAAGAGGAGUCACCGUGUGUGUCGGAACCACAGAGGUCGUGGAUUCCCCCUCAUCCUCACCUGGAUGAUGCUGGUACCAUUCUUGAAGUUGGUGAAGGACCGCAUGACGUCCUGACUCAUGGCCUCCACUGACUGUUUCCAUGAGCUGGAGAAUCCUCGGACCAGCUGACAGAUGCGAGCUGAAGGACAAGAACAUGGAGCAGGUUUUUCCCUUUUGCAAGGAAGUCACAUGCUUACAUGCUCAUGAAUGUACGCCAUGCAGUUUACGAGCCAUAUGAAAAUAGGUCACAUUACUGUUCUGUGUGUGUGUGUGUGGACCAAACUGGACGCUACUCACCUUCCUCAUUCUUCAGUCGCUCCAGCUGCCCGUUCUCCACCAGCGCCUCGGCCUCCUUCACAAAGGAGAUCAUCCCUCCGAAGGGUGGUGACAAGAUCUCCUCAAUGAACUCCUGUGGGGGUAGCUUGUUGUACUAUCAUGCAAAUAUUUCACAAUAAAAUCUGCAAAUGCACACAGGAAGUGCUCACCUGCGUCCUGGCCAGCAGCAGCUGCU
Messenger RNA from Dunckerocampus dactyliophorus (ringed pipefish), 3192 nucleotides. RefSeq names its product oocyte zinc finger protein XlCOF6-like. Gene Ontology annotation, molecular function: DNA-binding transcription factor activity; RNA polymerase II cis-regulatory region sequence-specific DNA binding. The record is from RefSeq and is a predicted model, not a curated record. The transcript has 4 exons. Lineage: Eukaryota; Metazoa; Chordata; Actinopteri; Syngnathiformes; Syngnathidae. Gene Ontology annotation, biological process: regulation of transcription by RNA polymerase II. Bases 125 to 2302 code for a protein of 725 amino acids.